Messenger RNA from Rhopalosiphum maidis (corn leaf aphid), 1481 nucleotides. RefSeq lists its product as uncharacterized. The coding region runs from base 900 to 1481 and encodes 193 amino acids. The transcript has 7 exons. Lineage: Eukaryota; Metazoa; Arthropoda; Insecta; Hemiptera; Aphididae. The record is from RefSeq and is a predicted model, not a curated record.
GAUUUCGCCCGGUCAAAACCGCCCGACGAGUGCGUGCUAAUUCCAAAACGUCACCGGUCGUGUUAUACGUAUAAUAUUAUAAUACUGUACACACCGAGACCAGUUUUUGUGAUCGUCGCCAAAACAUAACACGCCUAAAACGAAACGCGUUUAGUCGGCGGUCGUCGUCGUCGUUAUUAUUGACGAGAACAACUCGUGGAGCGCAGAGGUCACGCCCACGACAACAACAAUAACGCGCAUUGACAUAUCGUCAUGAUAUUAUGAGGCCAUUAUAUGCAUAAACGUUUCGAACACCGAUGGGUCUCGCGACGAUCGAUAAAUCGCAAAAAGAUACCGUCACGGCCGCCGUAUCGGUAGGGUUCAUCGUCGUCACGAUUCACUCACAACCGCGGAUUUAUAGAGAUGUACGCGAAAAAACAGUUUUACGACCGAUAGUACGCCAUUUCAGCAAGUAAAGACAGUGAGGUAUCGAUGUUUUCUUUCAAUACCAAUUAUGUUCUACGUUGUUAUGCCGAUACUCUUACUAUCGUAUGGAAUCAAAAUAUGUACUCGUAUUACAGUCGUAUCACAUCCGAUUAUAAUGUUAUUUUAUCGUUGUCUAAUGAAUGUUGGUUAUAAAGCAACACUCUCGGGGAAAGUAAAUAAGCAAGUCCGGUGAUACUUCCCUUAAUAAUUAAAGCAGCAAGUCUAUACAUCUAAGGCAAGUCUCUGUAUGGGCAACUGUUGGACUAUUGUGUUUGUGUAUAAAUGACUAAAUGAGUAUUUAUUUUCUAAGAUUUUCCCGAUUUCAAUCUUUGUCUGCUGUAACACCUCCGACGACGACGAUGUUGAUGAUGAUAUAAUAAAUGUAUAAUACAUUUUGAAAACAUACUAUACCUGUCGAGUUUCAAGUUUGUAUAAUGGAUGAUGAUGCAUUAUUCAAUGAGGCCCGAGAGCUUGAAAAAAGAUUUAUUCAAUUUAAACAAUUUUGGAAUGAUUUGAUCCAUCAAUCAGAGUUACUGGACAAAGAAGAAUUGUCUAUGAGUGAUCAAUUAUCUAAAUUGAAUUUAAAAAUAGACGAUUUACAAAUAACUAAGAUUGAACUUGACGAACUAAGGUGUAAAUUGGAAAAAGAUGUGGACGAUUUAAUUGACAAGAGUAAACAAUAUGAGUUUUUAAAUACUCAUCUUGAAGCUCUGAAUCAACGCAAGUAUCUAUUGGAAAAAUAUUCAUUGACAAAUGGAUUGGAAUUAGAAGAAAAUGCGUUAAAAGAUAAAAUAGAUGAUGUAUGGAAGUAUUUCAACAAUAAAAAUUCUAAAUUGGAUGAAGAAAUUAAAGUUCUAGAACUGAAAUUAGCUAAUCGCCAAGAGAUAGUUUCUAAAAUGUUUGAAAAAGAAUGUAAUCAAUACAAGAAAUCUAUAGAGAAACUUAAGGAUGAAAACAAUGUAUUAAAUAAAAAAUUAAGCUUGAUUAGUAAGAUCAGAGAAGACUCAGAUGAAUAA